Messenger RNA from Tarenaya hassleriana, 8669 nucleotides. Its product is annotated as kinesin-like protein KIN-12D. Gene Ontology annotation, molecular function: ATP binding; microtubule binding; microtubule motor activity. Lineage: Eukaryota; Viridiplantae; Streptophyta; Magnoliopsida; Brassicales; Cleomaceae. The transcript is spliced from 37 exons. Gene Ontology annotation, biological process: microtubule-based movement. The record is from RefSeq and is a predicted model, not a curated record. Bases 171 to 8465 code for a protein of 2764 amino acids.
UCCGUUUUUUAGUCUUCUCACUUUUUUUCAUCCAUUUCUGACUCCAUCUUCGGAGCUCAGGCUCUCACAAUUGAGAGUGAGAGAGAGAGAGAGAGAGAGAGAGAGAGAGAGAGAGAGAGAGGGAGAUUGGGGAUUUCUGAGCUAAAAAAUUCUUCAGUUCUUCUUACAGAAUGUUGAGGGAUUUCAAGUUUCUUCGACGAAAUUCGGGCCAGAACGAAGAAAUCGAGAAUGUCCCAGUGAAUCUCCGAGAGUCGAUGUUGUCUCAAAUGAGCAACGAUUCCUCUUCAUCUAUUCCAUUGCCGAGAGCUCCACUGAAUUCAAUCCAAGACCCACUGAUGAACCCGAAACCCGAAAAGGAAUCUCGGAGUAAGAUCGAACGAACACCUACGAAGCCCAGAGCCAAAAACCCUGAUCCUGCAUUGCCUCUAAAAACGCCAGAUCGGCAAAAGUCAGCCAAUUUCUCGAGAAGCCAAUUCAGGUGGGGAGAGAAAGGUGAUUCUAGCUCAAACACUAAUGUGGGUUCGUUGAACAUGACUCCUAAAACCACUAGAGUCGUCGGGAGAGCAAAUUCGGGCUAUUCUGAGACGAAUUCCACACAGAGCACGCCCACAAAGAGCAUCUCAAAGCCACCAGCUUCAGGUUACAGGGGAAGGGUUGAUGGUUCAGGUCCAGUUCGGGUUGGGGGCAAUGCCUCAUCAUACAGAGGGAUGUCUGGUUCUUCUGGACAUGUCUCAACGGUCAUUAACAGUGUCGAAGUUCCUCACUUUGAUCUCAAGGAGGAUCCAUCAUUUUGGAUGGACCACAAUGUACAGAUUCUUAUACGUGUCCGUCCGCUGAAUACAAUGGAGAAGAGUACAAAUGGAUACAACAGGUGCUUAAAACAGGAAAGUUCUCAGAUCAUAACAUGGGUUGGACAACCAGAAACACGAUUCAUGUUUGAUCAUGUGGCUUGUGAAACAAUUGACCAGGAAACACUUUUCCGGGUUGCUGGUUUGCCGAUGGUGGAAAAUUGCUUGUCUGGCUACAACAGCUGCAUUUUCGCUUACGGCCAGACAGGAAGUGGGAAAACCUAUACAAUGCUUGGUGAAGUCGAUGAAUUAGAAGUGAAACCAAGUCCCCACAGAGGAAUGAUGCCUCGGAUAUUCGAAUUUUUAUUUGCAAGAAUACAAGCUGAGGAAGAAAGCAGAAGAGAUGAGAGACUAAAGUAUAAUUGCAAAUGCUCUUUCCUUGAAAUUUACAAUGAACAAAUUACAGACCUUCUUGACCCAUGUUCAACAAAUUUACAGCUCCGGGAGGACAUUAAGGAAGGUGUAUAUGUGGAAAAUCUCACUGAGUAUGAAGUUCAGAGUGUUCAAGGCAUCUUAAAGCUUAUAUCUCAGGGUUCUUUAAAUAGAAGGGUUGGAGCCACAAAUAUGAACAGAGAGAGCAGCCGGUCGCAUAGUGUCUUUACAUGUGUGAUAGAGAGUAGGUGGGAAAAUGACUCGACAACAAACUUGCGUUUUGCCAGGCUGAACCUGGUUGAUCUUGCCGGAUCAGAGAGGCAGAAAACUUCUGGUGCUGAGGGUGAACGUCUGAAAGAAGCAGCUAACAUCAAUAAAUCCUUGUCCACAUUAGGACAUGUAAUCAUGGUUCUCGCGGAUGUUGCUAAUGGGAAACCAAGGCAUAUUCCAUAUCGUGAUUCGAGGCUUACGUUUCUUCUUCAGGACUCAUUGGGUGGGAAUUCUAAAACAAUGAUCAUUGCGAAUGCCAGCCCUUCGAUCAACUGUGCAGCUGAGACGCUAAACACACUCAAAUUUGCUCAAAGAGCCAAGCUAAUCAAGAACAAUGCCGUGGUAAAUGAGGAUUCCACUUGGGAUGUCAUGGCACUGCAACACGAAAUCCGACUUCUAAAGGAAGAACUGUCCCUUCUCAGGCAUCAGAAUGUCUCCAGGGCAUUGUCGUUUGGAUCAGCAAGAAGCAAUGUUGUAGAAGUUCAAACCUGUCUUCUGUCAUGUGGUAUGAAUGAGACAGGGAAUCAACAGACUGAUGAUUUGAAUGUCUAUGAAUCAGGAGGUUCUCUAAGGAUGUCCAGAAAGCAGUUCAAGUCUUUGGAAAAAACACUUGCUGGUGCACUGAGAAGAGAACACGUGGCAGAUGCUUCAAUCAAGAAGCUUGAAGCUGAGAUUGAACAACUGAACCGUUUGGCUCGUCAAAGAGAGGAAGAUACUAGGAGCACAAAAAUGAUGUUGAGGUUUCGGGAAGACAAGAUACGGAAGCUGGAAUCACUUCUUGGCAAUCAUAUAUCUGCAGAUUCCUUCCUGCAGGAAGAGAAUAAAGUGUUGUCCGAAGAAAUUCAGCUUCUUCAAGCCAAACUUGAUAAAAACCCUGAAGUGACUCGCUUUGCAUCAGAAAAUAUAAGGCUUCUGGAACAACUUAGAAGAUUUCAAGAAUUCUACGAGGAAGGCGAGAGAGAAAUUCUAUUGGAUGAAGUCUCAAAUCUCCGAGAUCAGCUCCUACAAUUUCUCGAUGGAAACUCUGUCUGGCACGAACAACCUGAUUUUCAAAAGCAGUCACAGGACGCUUCAUGUAUCAGCAAAGAAGAUAGUUCUUUGAAUGAUGAGUUGAAAAAUGCCCUUUCUGAACUUGAGGAGUGCAGGAGUCAUCUUGGCUCCUGCCUGGAAGAGAAUGCAAAACUAAGCAGAGAAAUCCGAGAUCUACAAGCCAUGAUCAGCAAUAUCAAGGCUUGUACACCUGAUGAAGAUGAAAAAUUGAAAACAACAAAGGCCUUGUUUGAAACUCAAAAUGCUGAGAUACAAGAAUCACUUGCUGGUCAUCAGAUCAGUCACGAAGAAGAAAUCAUCAAACUGCAGCUUGAUUUUGAUAUUCUCAAAAUUAUACUUGAUGAGGAAAGAAUGAAGCGUGUAGAAGCCGAGAAACAAGCAAUGAUUUUCAAACAAGAUCUGCUGGAGUUGAAGGGCCAGCUUCUUAUGAUGAGCAAGCAGCAGGAUAAUGCAAACUGUGAUCUGCAGGAGGCAAAGUCUGUCAUUGAAGCUCUCGAGUCACAAAAUGUUUUAUCUAUCCAAGAAAUAGAAGACCUGGGGAAAAAUACUGACCAUUAUCUUGAGCUAAUCAAGAAACAAGGGUUUGAGAUCACAGAGAUGAAGGCCAAACAGUGCAAUGAGUUGAAAGAUAAUCCUCCGGAAAACUACACAAUGGAUACAAAGUUCAAGAAGAUGCAAGAAUCUCUAGAGAAAGCCCGGAGAUUAAACGCAUUGUACAAGAGUGAUAUUCGUUCAAAGACUUCCAGUGACAAAGACAUGGAUGAAGUUCACAGGCAGGCUGAAGCUGCCACAGCUGAAGUGAUCAUCUGUUUGCAGAAUGAGCUUGAAGUUCUUCAGAAGGAAGUUGAGGAAUUCCAAUCAAAAGAGACAGCUAGUCAAAAGCAGGUAAUGCUUUUGGAAACUCAGGUGGUGGAGCUGCAAGAUAAAUUACGAGAUAUGACUGAGGAUAAUGACCUGUUGGAAGAAAAUUUACAAGAAAAAGAUACAGAACUACAAAUCUUAUCUCAUGAAGUAGAAAUUCUUACAUCUGAGCUGGAAGAAAUUUUGCUGAAUGGGAAUGAAGCCCUUGCUGAUGCAUGUAGUCAGGUUGAUCUAAUCUCAAGCUCCUUCCCAGAGAAAAGGGUAUGGAUAUCUGAACAGGUUGGGGGACUAGCACGAGUGGUUUGUGAAAAGGAAUUAAUGAUUGAAGAUCUUCAAAGUUGUUUGGAGGAUGCUAAUAACAAAAGAUAUGAUGUGGAGUCUAUGUUGAAGUCACUAAGAGGGGCAGCACUUGUAAUCAAUGAAGCACAUCAGAGAGAGUGCGAGGAAAAGGAGAGGCAGAUUCUCCUUCUGAAAUCACAGUUGAACACUAAAACAGAAAGUGUAUCAAGGCUUCAGGAGAACCUGAAGAUGGCUGAAAGUAAGAUUUAUGAAGCAUCACAUUGUGCAACAGCUGCUCUAGUUGUUGUCAGUCGAUAUUCGCACGUAGCUGAUGCUCAGACCUGUGAGCUGAACCAAAAGGAUUCUCAGCUUAAGAAAUCUGCUGGAGAAAUCCUCUCCCUGAGGAAACAAGUAGAAGAUUUGGAAGUAACCUGUAAUGAAUUUAAAAGGAAUCUCCUAGAGGCAGAGAAGCAUGCAUAUGCAAUGGAACAAAAUCUCGAAAACAUCAAAGAGAGUGAAAUUUUGAGGAUGAAUGAAAAACUUUCCGAGCUUAAAGGUGGCAUAUCAGGGGUCAGAUCAUGCAUGAGCAUGUCUCAUGAGCCUGACAAAUAUGGUAAGGAAAAAGAUUCAUUAGCAUCUCCAGCUCACAGCGAUGCAGAACAGGAAACGAGAAAGGAUGUAUGUGUCUCUUCUUGUACAGAGAAGAAGACCCCACACAACAAGCAAAUGCAGUCGGCGAAAGUUAGCAACAAGGCGGCUAGCGGGAGAGACGAAACGAUUCUACUACUAAAAGGAGAAUUGGAGUCUGCUUUUGGAAGUUUACAGGAGUUUCAAUUUAAGAUGGUCAAACUUCAGAGUGAAAAGGAAGAGCUAAGGUUGUCCGAGCAAAGAAGCAUUAGUAGCUUAAAAGAUGUAACAGCUCAGAUUCUUAACCUAGAAAGUGCCAUGAAUAACAUGGAAGAGCAAUACAAGAGCAAGAUGGAAGUCACAGACCACAAAGUCAAGGCUUUGGAGCAUGAAUUUGCUGAGAUGAAGAUACUAGCUGACCAGGAAGAUGCAGAAAACUUGUGUAUUCUUACCAAAUUCGAAGAGGCUCAAUUUGUCAUCAAAGAAGCCGAUACUAUGAUCAAUGAACUGGUAAUAGCAAACGAGGAGAUGAAGCUUGAUCUGGAAAGACACAAGAAAAAGGAAAUCACCUUGGUCAGUGAGAGAGACGUCUUAGUUGACAAGCUACAUGGGUUGGAAUCUAAAAAUGUACAAGAAAAGGAGAAAUUUGAGAAGCUAGAGAAGCAACUCGAGUUAAGUUUCAUGGAGACAAACAUUCUCAUGGAUGAGCUUGAAGCUAUCAUCAGAAAACUACAAGAUGACUCUUCCAAGGCCUUACUAGGUAUAGGCUGUGAAUUCUCCGACAUAAAAUCUUGGAUUUCAGAAACAAGGUCGGCUAGAUUGUUCCUUGAGGAUAUCUGGUCAGAAAUAAUAAUGAAAGAUUGUGCAUUUUCUGUUCUACAUCUUUGCCACACAGGAAUUCUGUUAGAAACAGUUGUCGGGAUGAAUACGGAAAAUGGUCUGCUUCACCAUGGCCUGAGUGAAUCAAACUCAGCCAUAGCUGAACUGAGAGAGAACAAUCUAAAGUUAAGAAGGGAGCUGGAGAUGUGUAGAACUCUCAGGAGAAAACUACUGGCUGACAUAAAGAAAGGUUUUGAGAGAAUUUCAAGAAAAGAAGAAGAAACUAAUCAGCUCGGUUCAAGAUUAAGCACUUUUGAGCUGAAUAUUUCAGGUUUACAGCAACAGGAGGAGCUGAUGUUGCAAAGGUCUAAUAGCAUUGGCUCUGAACUAGCUGAUUUGAUGAAGGAGUUGGAUUUCAGCAAUAGGAACCUAGCAUCAACUCUCUUUGAUCAAGAAUUGCGUCUAAAAGACCAAGAUCAUUUCUUUGACACAGAGAUGCAGUUUUAUCUGAUGGAGUUUUGCUCAAAGGAUGUUGCGUCACUUGUUCUAGCACUAACGCUAGAAGAGAGUUUUUCCAGCAUAGCGGUUGCUGGAAGAGAGCUUCUUCGUCACCAUGCUGCCAUUGAGAAUCAUAAGGAGGAGCUCUUUGUUUCCCAUGUAGAGAACCAGCUAAAAGAACUUUGUCUGGUUGAUAAUGAAUUUGAGACAGGUUUACUGAAACAAAAGCUGGGGGAAGCACUGGGCAAGGUUGAAGGUCUAUCACUGGAUUUGAAUCACAGUGAACAAAAGAUUAUUGACUUGAAAGAAGCAAACGAGGCAUACAAAGAAAGGGUUAUCCUUUUUGAGUCUUGUAUUGCCAACCUACAGAAUGAUUUACAGAUGAAAUCUUCUGAACUCAACAGUCUUGAGCAUUUGCAGAUUGCCACUAAGGAAGAACUGGAAGUCAAAGUAAGGGAAGAAAAGUUUAAAGACCUAAGUACCACGAGGUUGUGCAUUGCCAAAUGUGAAGAUCUAGCUGAAUCCUUAAAUAUUAGAGCUAGUGGGGUGGUUGUCAAAUUAAGUGGAGAUGGUCUGGUUAUUUUUGACAAAAUGUUUCAACUGAUCUGCGAAAGUGCCGAUAAGACUAGCAAACUUGUUGCUGAGGUUGAAUCAUUGCAACUUGACAUUCAGGAGAUAUUAUCUGAUAAUAUGAGCCUCCAUGAUGAGCUACUCAGGAAAGAUGAGGUUAUAAAGGGAUUAUCUUUCGACCUCAGCCUUCUACAGGAAUCGGCUUCCAAUUCCAGGGACCAGAAAGAUGAAAUUGAGGAAAUACUGGCUCAUGUUGAAGCUUUAGAAGAGAAGCUCGCUUCCAAGUCAUGUGAACUUGAUGAGGCUAUUUCUCGUACCCAGAUGCUUGAAGGUCAAUUGCUAGAGAACAGAGAAGUAAUUUGUGAUCUUGAAGCAGAUAUUGCAAAGGAAAGAGAAUACCAGGAAACACUCUCAAGGGAGAAUGAGGGGUUUAGAGAUAAAGCUGGAGAGGCAUUCAGGUUAAAAUGUUCACUGGAAGAAGAGUUGAUUGAGACAAAGAAGGUGUCAGAGAGCUUGGAGAUAGAACUUGUUGAACUAAGCGAUGCUCUCAGACAAAUGAAUGGCACGGUUGAGAUGAUGCACAUCAAAUUGGAUGAGGCCACUGAUGAAAAAGAUAACCUCAGAGAAGAGGUCCUUUAUUUGAAAGAGGAAUUCGGGAAACUGAAAGCGGAGGCUAAAGAAACCGAGAUGAGAUACAUUGAAGCCCAAGAGAUAGCAGAAGCAAGAAAGAUAUAUGCCGACGAGAGAGAACAAGAAGUGAAACUAUUAGAAGAGUCAGUUGAGAAACUCGAGUAUACGGUGAAUCUACUGGAAAACAAGGUUGACGUCAUCAAAGGCGAAGCUGAAAGACAACGUCUGCAAAGGGAGGAGCUAGAGUCGGAAUUUCAAACCAUAAAUCAGCAGAUGAGAAAUGCUAUGAAUACUAAUGCUGAAAUGAGAAGGCUUUUAGACAAAAAACAAAAGGAUCUUGAAGAAGCUUUGAAUCUUAUAAAAAUGCUUGAGAGAGACAUGGCUGACCAAACAACCGAGAUUGCUCAGCUGAAAGUCCACAUCUCAGAACUUACAUUGCAUGCAGAAGCUCAGGCUGUAGAAUACAAAAAGAAGUUUAAGGAAUUGGAGGCAAUGUCUGAGCAAGCAAAGCCAGAAAGCCAUGUUUCUCAUUCCACGAGUUGUUCAUCAAGUAAAACUUCAGCAAAACCUAGGGGUUCGGGCUCCCCUUUUAGGUGCAUUGGGUUAGGGAUGGCACAACAGAUGAAAUCUGAGAAGGAUGAGGAGAUUGCUGCUGCAAGGCUAAGAAUUGAGGAGUUGGAAUCUGAAGUUGCAACCAGACAGAAAGAGAUAUUCUCCUUGAAUGCAAGAUUUGCCACGGUGGAGAGCAUGACCCAUGAUGUUAUUCGAGAUUUAUUAGGAGUCAAACUCAAUGUGACAAAUUGUGCAUCGCUCUUGGAUAAUCACCAAGUGCUGAAGAUUGCAGAGAAGGUCCAACUUGAUAAUUCGGAUUCACAACAAAAGGACAAUGAGGUCUCUAAGCUAAAGAAGCAACUCAAUGAAUAUAUCGAGGAAAGGCAAGGAUGGAUAGAGGAAAUCGAGAGAAAACAGGCAGAGUUAGUAGCUGCAGAGAUAGAGCUCGAGAAACAUCGCCAACAUGAACAGCUGUUCAAGAAAGAAAACGAACUUUUGAAGACGGAGAAUGUUAGUCACAAGAGAAAGGUAUUGGAGCUUGAAGGAGAAGUUAAGAAGCUUUCUGCCCAACAAAAUCUGCAGAGAAAGGCUCAUGAUCAUGCCAAAAUCAAGGAAGAGAACAACAUGCUAAAACUUCAGAACGAUGAACUCAAUCUGAAGUUAAGACGGGCAGGGGUAAUUCUUUCACGUGUCAAAGAAGAGCUUGCUUACUACCGUGCGUCUUCUGGGAAGAAUCCAUGUCCAAACUUAGAAGAAGACCAAAGGCUAAGUAACAGACUGAAGGAAGCCGUGGAGGACAGAAUGCAACUAGCUCGGAAGCUAGUAGGCCUUUGCACCAGUGUCCUAAAGGCAGCCGGCAUUAAAGAACAUGUUUCAGACAUAAACCCUGAAGUUGCUGAAGAGGCACUUGCUCAGCUCAAGACAAAACUCACUUCACUCGAGAGCGAGUUACAAGAAUUGAGAUUAAAGGGCAAAACAAAGAGCAGAAGAACCCGGAUUUCAGAGACGAUGCCUCAAGUGACUUCACCUCGAAGUUCAUGGACGGAUGAGAAUCACCACAUUCCUUAUCUCUCAUCUUUGGAUAGGUAAAUAUCGUCUUUAAUUUUUUUUUAAAAAAAAAAAAAUCGUGUAAAUUAACGCAUAUUCAGUGUAAAUUCUUCAUUGUUGAUAUCACACAAUUCAAUAUCCAUAGACAAAAGAUUGAAAUUUUCGAGUUUGGGUUUCUUAUCUCAUUUUGUUUAGUGCAUGAAUUCACUAUAAAAUCUGCUGGAGUACUUGAAAAAUUAUUUUUAA